Messenger RNA from Closterium sp. NIES-65, 1296 nucleotides. NCBI's taxonomy places the organism in Eukaryota, Viridiplantae, Streptophyta, Zygnematophyceae, Desmidiales, Closteriaceae. The record is from the annotation of a GenBank genome assembly.
AUGUACCUCCCAUCACCAGUGCUAACACCCUCCCCAUCGCCAGUGCCAACACCCUCCCCAUCGCCAGUGCCAACACCCUCCCCAUCGCCAGUGCCAACACCCUCCCCAUCGCCAGUGCCAACACCCUCCCCAUCGCCAGUGCCAACACCCUCCCCAUCGCCAGUGCCAACACCCUCCCCAUCGCCAGUGCCAACACCCUCCCCAUCGCCAGUGCCAACACCCUCCCCAUCGCCAGUGCCCACAGCCUCCCCACCUCCUCCCUCACCAACUCCUAGUAAGCCUGCAGCAUCUGCUACCCAGUCUGAAGGCGAACCAGAUCAUCUCAACGCAGCAUCCAAGGCAGAGAAUAGGGACCCAGAAGGAGAAGCAGCUGCUGCAGCAGCUGCGGCUGUGGCUGCAGGAGCAGCGGAAUGGGUGAAGGAGAGAGACGUGGUGGUGGAGAUGGAGGCAGUGAAGGAGAUGGCCAGUAAGCACCACCCCAACCUGGUGCGGCUGUUGGGCUUCUGUGUGCACUAUGAUUCCAGCACGGGCCAGAUUGAGCAAGUGCUCGUGUAUGAGUUCAUGGCCAACCGGGACUUGGAGAGCUGGAUUGGAUCAGGAGCUCCAAGUCAUCUCUCUCUGUUGCAACGACUGGAUGUUUUGAUUGGAGUGGCCAAGGGGUUGCAAUAUCUUCAUGACUUCGGCAUUGUGCAUCGCGACAUCAAGCCAGCCAACAUUCUGCUUGAUGCAAAAAUGCAUGCCAAGAUUGCAGACUUUGGUUUGGUAAAGCUCACUGGAGGCACCGCUAUGGGCACGUCUGUGGCUGCCACUCGAGUGAUGGGGACUCCGGGCUAUGUGGACCCUGCCUAUUACAAGUCCCACAAGGCCACUUCAGCAGCAGAUGUGUACAGCUUUGGUGUGGUGAUGCUGGUUGUCAUCUCGGCACGCAAGGCUGUGCAUAUGAGCGAGACCAGCCAGAUCAGUCUGAAGCAAUGGAUCACACCAUUCGUGGAGUCAGAUGCCGUUACAGUCUUCAAGGACCCCUACUUGGACGCACCAGAUGACUUGGUGCUGCGCUGGGCUCGCCUUGCCCUCUCCUGCACCACCAUGCCUGCGGCCUCCCGCCCCUCCAUGAAUCAAGUGCUGGGGGAGCUGGUGAAGUUGAAGCAGGAAGCUUCUGGAGCACAUGAGAGCCAUGUGGGCGAGGCCAAAUCUCGCUUGGACACGGAGCUUGGGAGUUCCAUUGGCUCCUCCAGCUUCACUGCUGAAAUGGCCCGUGCGGAGCGAGGGGACAUGCCAAGUGGCUUUUCCACAUAA